Cryphonectria parasitica EP155 is the source of this 3662-nucleotide messenger RNA. Its product is annotated as family 1 glycosyltransferase. Lineage: Eukaryota; Fungi; Ascomycota; Sordariomycetes; Diaporthales; Cryphonectriaceae. The transcript has 2 exons. Bases 1 to 3393 code for a protein of 1130 amino acids. Gene Ontology annotation, molecular function: hexosyltransferase activity; UDP-glycosyltransferase activity. Gene Ontology annotation, biological process: carbohydrate metabolic process. The record is from RefSeq and is a predicted model, not a curated record.
AUGACGUCCCCGCCGCAAACCUCGGCGACUGAAUCCGCAGAUGGCGAGGUCAACCUCGAGACGGUCGUGCAGGAGACGGGGCAGCCAGCAACCAUCGUUCGAGAUGGCCAGGGAGAGCUCGUCUAUCCGGGCUACGUGCCUCCAGCUCCACAGUCUCCCAAGUCCCCCGAGCCUUCCGAUGCCAACAGCCCACCAUCCCUCGGCCGAACCCCUCGAAAGACAGUGACGGCGCCCGUGUCGGCAACAAAAGACAAAAAUAUGAUGCCCAUGACGCGUCCGAAGAUGGCAGAGAGGCCCGCUACUGAUGCACCUGGACGGGUCAGGCGGCAAUCAUCUGCCGUGCCAAUGCCGGCAAUCAAGAGAUCUGGGACGAAUGUCUCUCAUCUCCAACAGGCCUUGUGGACGAGCCCAUAUGAUGAGGACGACUCGUCGAGCAGCGAUAUGUCUACGGACGAAGAUGAGGACUUGAGUGCAGACGUCGAGCGGAUGGACCACGCCAUUGGCAGCAAGGCACAAUCCCAGCAGUUCCGUCGAUUUCGCGUCGCGAAUGAGAAUUACAAAACGAAAGGCAGGGUCUCGAGGCGAGAUGGCCGUCUUGCGAUCUCGAUCAAAGACAUUAGCACCAAUGGUUACCUACCGAAUGCCCUCGGCGCUGCCAUCACGAAGGUGGUACCUUUGAAGGAGGGUGAGAUCGGUAGAAAGCCUGAGGGGGAGGAGGAGGGGGAGCAGCCAGCAGCCGAGAGAACAUCAUCCGAGGCCAUGGUCGAUCCCGAGAGCCUCCGAUGUCCGCCGCUCAACAUUGUGAUCAUGGUGAUCGGGAGCCGUGGAGAUGCACAGCCAUUUCUCAAGAUCGGAAAGGUACUCAAGGAGAAAUAUGGGCACAGAGUCAGGAUAGCAACGCAUCCAGCCUUCCGCGAAUUCGUAGAGAAGGACUCGGACCUCGAGUUCUUCUCCGUGGGCGGGGAUCCUUCUGAAUUAAUGGCGUUUAUGGUCAAGAAUCCCGGGCUGAUACCAACACUCGAGACCUUGCGAGCUGGAGAUAUCGGCCGCAGGCGAGCAGCCAUGAACGAGAUGUUUGGCGGGUUCUGGCGGGCAUGCGUCAACGCCACGGACGAUGAAAAGGACGUCCGAAACCUGCAGAUGAUGGGGGAGAGACAACCCUUCGUCGCCGAUGCCAUCAUUGCCAACCCUGCCUCCUUUGCGCAUGUCCAUUGCGCAGAGGCACUUGGAAUCCCGCUCAUCUUGUCAUUUACGUUCCCUUACACGCCGACGCGCUCGUUCCCCCAUCCCAUGGCUAAUGUCAAGAAGAGCAAUGUCGACCCUGGAUACACGAACUUCAUGAGCUACCCCCUCGUGGAAAUGAUGGUUUGGCAAGGUCUGGGCGAUCUCGUCAACGACCUGCGAGUCAAGACACUGGGCCUCGUACCCGUCUCCACGCUCUGGGCACCAGGCUCCCUCUAUCGACUAAACGUCCCCUUUGCAUACCUGUGGAGCCCAUCUCUGGUCCCCAAACCACCAGACUGGGGCGACGAGAUUGACAUCUGCGGCUUUGUUUUCCUCGACCUCGCAUCCUCAUUCAAACCUCCCAAUCCUCUCGAGGAGUUUUUGAGUGCAGGAGAGACGCCCAUCUACAUUGGCUUUGGCUCUAUCGUUGUCGACGACGCCGAGAAAUUCACUAAUAUGAUAUUUGAAGCUGUUGAGCUCGCUGGUGUGCGUGCGCUCGUCAGCAAAGGCUGGGGAGGACUGGGCGGCGACAGUUUGAGUGUGCCUGAAAAUAUCUUCCUACUUGAAAACACACCACAUGACUGGCUCUUCCCCAGGGUCAAGGCGUGUGUGAUUCACGGGGGAGCAGGAACAACAGCGAUUGCUCUCAAGUGCGGAAAACCUACUAUGGUUGUGCCCUUCUUCGGCGACCAGUUCUUCUGGGGUAACAUGAUCGUACAAGCAAAGGCGGGCCCCGAGUCGGUGCCGUACAAACAGCUGUCUGCAGAGAAACUAGCCGAAGGGAUCAAGUUCUGCCUGACAGAGGAGGCACAGAAGAAUGCCCAGGCUCUGGCGCGCGACAUCGCGAGGGAAGGGGAUGGGGCGGAGAAUAUGUGUGCGUUCUUCCACAACCACCUGCAGCUGUCCGGCAAACACUCGAUGAGGUGCUCCAUCCUGCAGGACCGGGUGGCGGUAUGGCACAUGAAGGGCACAAGCCUGAGGCUGAGCGCACUGGCCGCCGAUAUUCUCGUGGAAAGGGGCUUUAUCCAGUGGCGAAAGCUGAGCCUCGUCAGGCACUGCGAGUGGAACGAUUUUGAAGGGCCAGGCGAGCCUGUCACUGGUGUUCUUGGGUCUGUGGCUGGCUCGCUCGGUGAGGCCUUUGGUGGCAUCGGCAGCGUCCCCUCUCGAAUAGCCAAGAAUUCUCAUAUGAGGCGAGAAAAGAAGGAUAAACAAAGACAGAAGCGUGAGACGGCGAGACGCAUGAAGAAAGGCCAGGCUCUAAAGGAUGGGCAUGUUGGCAUACCUGAACGCAAAUCCGAGACGGAACUCAACGGGAACGUGACGAAAGAUACGAACGGAACCUCUCAGGCGCAAUCUAGAGAGGCAGGACACACGAAUGACCGCCGCCCUAUCCCCAGACACACCGCCGCCUCGCUCGAAUCCGCCACGACGCAAGACGCCGAGCCAGACUCCUGGUACGUCAACGAAGUAUCCCGCGGAGCACUCCAAUCCGCCGGUGCCCUCGCCAGCGCGCCCAUCGAUCUGUCGGUCGCGCUCGCACAGGGCUUCCACAAUGCGCCCCGUCUCUACGGCGACGACACCGUGCGGCGGCCACCGCGUGUGACGGGCCUCCGCUCGGGGCUGCGCGCGGCCAGGACCCAGUUCGCAUAUGGUAUAUACGACGCUUGGACGGGCGUGGUUCGUCUACCCGUGCGAGGUGCAAAGAGCGGCGGGACCAGAGGGUUCGCCAAGGGUGUCGGGAUGGGCCUCAGUGGGCUAGUGCUCAAGGACCUCGCCGCCUUGACGGCGCCGGUGGGGUACACGCUCAUGGGCCUCAAGAAGCAACUUGAGAGGCGGCGGCAGCCACAAAAGCAAAUCCGCAGGGCAAGAAUACUUCAGGGCCAGCGAGAGCUCAAGGAUCUGGGCGCCGAGGAGCGCAGGAGGCGCGUGGAGGAGGUCGAGAAGGGGUGGGAGGUGCUGCGGCGGCUGUGGGAGACGGUGGAGAAGAGGGAGAAGGAUAAGGGCGGCCUGGGGGCGCAGAUCCGGGUGAGGAGGAGGAGGCGUGGCGUGGGGCAGGCGUUUGAGAGUGUUGAGAUGGCGAAUAAUGCUCUUGGGGCAGUCAAAAGGGGCGAAGAGGUUAGGGAUGCCGUGAAAGAUUAUAGGAGGUCGGAGGAUCUCAAGAAGUCAUAGGUGGGUGGCUGCUUUGGAUGCACGUUUUGAGUGAUGUCUAAGGUCUUGGUUGAGGCAAUUCAAGUCUAGAGGCCACUCUGAUCGCAGGUCGACAGGAUAGAGGCCCAAAAACAUGAGACAUAAUAUAGACGGACUCGAAUAAUGAAGUCGCGGCCUUGGGAUUCAGCUGUACAUGACUGAGUCCUACUAAUAGAAAGAGUAAUGAAGUUGAGUUAGUGUGGUUGAAGGUUCUCUUCAGAUAUAAUUUUAAUGGCAUAGGUGAACUCUAC